GAAAAACAACAGGAAGCAGCUCACAGACUCCGUAGACAACAGAGGGAACCUUACCAGAGACGCCCUGAACAGAGAGAGUCAGGCUCAAAGCAAGUGGAAGUAGGCAGAGAUUCCACAAGGACUUGUGCAAGGCACAGAGCCGGCCAGAUUUGAGAAGGAGGCAAAAAGAUGCUGGGGAGCAGAGCUGUAAUGCUGCUGUUGCUACUGCCCUGGAUGGCUCAGGGCAGGGCUGUGCCUGGGGGCAGCAGCCCUGCCUGGGCUCAAUGCCAGCAGCUCUCACAGAAGCUCUGCAUGCUGGCCUGGAGUGCACAUCCACUAGUGGGACACAUGCAUCUAAGAGAAGAGGGAGAUGAAGAGACUACAAACCAUGCUCCCCAUAUCCAGUGUGGAGAUGGCUGUGACCCCCAAGGACUCAGGGACAACAGUCAGUUCUGCUUGCAAAGGAUCCACCAGGGUCUGAUUUUUUAUGAGAAGCUGCUAGGAUCGGAUAUUUUCACAGGGGAGCCUUCUCUGCUCCCUGAUAGCCCCGUGGGCCAGCUUCAUGCCUCCCUACUUGGCCUCAGCCAACUCCUGCAGCCUGAGGGUCACCACUCGGAGACUCAGCAGAUUCCAAGCCCCAGUCCCAGCCAGCCAUGGCAGCGCCUCCUUCUCCGAUUCAAAAUCCUUCGCAGCCUCCAGGCCUUUGUGGCUGUAGCUGCCCGGGUUUUUGCCCAUGGAGCGGCAACCCUGAGUCCCUAAAGCCAACAGCUCAAGGAUGGCACUCAGAUCUCCAUGGCCCAGUAAGGCCAAGAUAAAUCUACUACCCCAGGCACCUGUGAGCCAACCGGUUAAUUAGUCCAUUAAUUUUAAUGGGACCUGCGUAUGUUGAAAAUUAGCAAUACUGACUGACUUUGUGAUGCUGACCUAUGAUAGGGCUGAGUAUUUAUUAGAUGGGAAGGGAAAUUCGGGCAUUAUUUAUCCUCCUGGGGGCAGUUUGGGGAGUAUUAUUUAUUAUAUUUAUAUUAAAUAAUGUACCUUUUUCAAUAAAGACUUAUUUUUGUGGCUA
Saimiri boliviensis boliviensis (Bolivian squirrel monkey) is the source of this 1045-nucleotide messenger RNA. It is a transcript of the gene IL23A, whose product is annotated as interleukin 23 subunit alpha. Gene Ontology annotation, biological process: immune response; positive regulation of T cell proliferation; positive regulation of T-helper 17 cell lineage commitment. The record is from RefSeq and is a predicted model, not a curated record. Lineage: Eukaryota; Metazoa; Chordata; Mammalia; Primates; Cebidae. Gene Ontology annotation, cellular component: interleukin-23 complex; extracellular region. Gene Ontology annotation, molecular function: cytokine activity.